Phycodurus eques (leafy seadragon) is the source of this 2036-nucleotide messenger RNA. Its product is annotated as N-acylethanolamine-hydrolyzing acid amidase-like. Gene Ontology annotation, molecular function: fatty acid amide hydrolase activity. Gene Ontology annotation, biological process: fatty acid metabolic process. Bases 71 to 1144 code for a protein of 357 amino acids. Gene Ontology annotation, cellular component: lysosome. The record is from RefSeq and is a predicted model, not a curated record. NCBI's taxonomy places the organism in Eukaryota, Metazoa, Chordata, Actinopteri, Syngnathiformes, Syngnathidae. The transcript has 11 exons.
GAAAAUUGCUUUGAAGCACGUCUGUUCCUACUCGGUAAAAGCGGCGUUGACGGACGGGUCCGCGUCAGUCAUGGUGCUGGUCCUGGUCCUGGUCCGUGCGGCGGUGCUGCUGGUCGGACUGGCGGUGUCGGACUUCGCUCCUCCCACAAUCAACGUAAACCUGGGCGAUGAGCCACAAGUGCGAUGGAUGCCGAUUCUUAAAGUAUUUGACUCCGACUUCCUCAAGAAAGCUGCUCAAGAGGUCAUAGAUUCAACAAUUCCAAAAUGGCUUCACAAAGUUCUCAGACCUCUGAUAAUGGUCUCCGAGGUGCUCCUUCUUCCUGAGCCUUAUGGCGAGGAGCUCCGUGGCAUGGCCGCCCACUUUGGCACAAGCCUCUCUGAUGCCAUAAUGCUCAACUUCGCCUAUGAAGCAUCUGCAUUCUGCACGAGCAUUGUGGCUCAGGACAAACAAGGAAACGUGUACCAUGGCAGGAAUCUUGACUACCCACACUCUGUUCUGAGGAAUCUUACUGUCAACGUUAUCUUCCGGAAGGACGGAAAGAUCUCAUACGUUGGAACCACCUUUGCUGGCUAUGUUGGUCUGUGGACAGGACAAAGUCCAUACAAGUUCACUGUUUCUGGUGACCAGCGAGGCCGGGGUCACUUGUGGGACUUCUGGAAGAAUAUCGUCUCAGCUUUCCUGUUGAGGAGAAGCCCAGUCAGCUGGCUGGUGAGAGAGACUCUAGAAAAGGCAGAAGACUUUCAAGAUGCCGUCCUGCGUCUUUCCAAAAUUCCCAUCAUCACAGGAGUGUAUUACAUUGUGGGUGGUGCACGGGCAGGUGAAGGGGUCGUCAUCACCAGAGACCGAGGGGGCCCCGCAGAUAUCUGGCCGUUGGAUCCGCUGAGUGGAGGAUGGUAUAGAGUGGAGACCAACUUUGACCACUGGCUUCCGUCCCCAGCCAAGGAUCAUCGAAGAGAAGCAGCAGAAAAAGCAAUGAAUGCUACCGGUCAAGAACAUAUCAAUAUGUAUGCGCUUUAUCAGGUUUUGUCAAUACUUCCCGUCUGUAAUGGGAUUACAGUUUAUACAACAAUAAUGAGUGGAGCAACCCCAGAGAAAUAUACCACACUUGUUAGGCCACCGGACUGCCGUGCUUCCAGUGGUUAGUGAAGUGGAACCACGAUUUUCCCCGUCUGAGUGAAACUGAUGAGCAUUUCUUUAAAAAAAAAAAAAAAAAUUCACAGGAAAAUGUUGUCAAAUGCAGUUUGGAAAAGUACUACAAUGCAGAUUCCACAAGGCAAUAAACCCCCACACCCCAAUUCAGAGACCAGAUCCUGAAAAGGUCAUAUGUGAAAAAUAUGUGAAAAUGUGAAACCACCUACUCAAGCUUAAUAAAAAGGGCAAGAGGGGAAGCGGCGGCACGGUGGCCGACUGGUUAGAGCGUCAGCCUCACAGUUCUGAGGACCGGGGUUCAAUCGCCUGUGUGGAGUUUGCAUGUUCUCCCCGUGCCUGCGUGGGUUUUCUCCGGGCACUCCGGUUUCCUCCCACAUCCCAAAAACAUGCAUUAAUUGGAGACUCUAAAUUGCCCGUAGGCAUGACUGUGAGUGCGAAUGGUUGUUUGUUUCUAUGUGCCCUGCGAUUGGCUGGCAACCAGUUCAGGGUGUACCCCGCCUCCUGCCCGAUGACAGCUGGGAUAGGCUCCAGCACGCCCGCGACCCUAGUGAGGAGAAGCCGCUCAGAAAAUGGAUGGAUGGAAGAGGGGAAGCAGAUGGCAGAAAGGGUCCUGCUCGCUGAGAGAAUGACUGCUGUCUCUUUGAGGUGCAUGCUCAAUUGAGAAUAUCUGUAGAUUUGCAGAUUAACUCUGACACCAUUCACAACGCAAUGACAAACAUCCAACGUUAUGGGUAAGAUCUUGAGCAUCAUCAAUGCAAAGGCCACCAUUCUUAAUAGUUGUGGACUCUGUGUGUGUGCGUGUACUGCAUUAAGCCAACUUGAAAACAUGUUCUAAAAAUAUGUAUCUUUCGUCUAUAACAACAAAUCAAUAAAAUCUUCAAAUAAU